AUGAAUUUCUCGAUCUUUGUGCUCUUAAUUGUAGUCUUUAUUAACUACAGCAGUAAGUAUUUGCAUUUAUAUUAAAUAUUAAUAAUUAAUAAGUUCUUUUAUAUUCUGGUGGAAUUGUAUCAUUGAUUGUUAUUAAUUAUUAUUAUUUAUUUAGAUUAUAAAGUCACAGCAACGACAGAAAAUGUAAAAGUGACACGUAGAUCAGUAGGGAUAACUACCGUUGACAGCGAUGACGUUCAAACAUCAGAGAAAGAAAUCUCUCAGAUGGAUAUAUAUUCGAAACAGAACUCGAUAAAAUUACAAGAAUUGGAAAGAAUUGCGAAUACAGAAUUUGACGGUUCGAAUAGGAGAUCUAAAAUUUUAAGAAGUUUAGCUUUUUUAGCUGGUUUAAGUGUUGGUGGUUUAGCAGGUGCAGCAUCAUCCGACAUAAAGACCUACACUAAAUUGCCACCGUUGAAUGUGAACGUCGGUGCUUCCCGAAUUUCACCUCAAGUCGCUGCAAUUUAUGAUCCUUAUCCUUAUGUGUCGUCUCCUUAUAUAUUUGCCACUCCUUUAGGAAUUUAUCCGUUUUGGAAUUUACUACGAUUACAGUCAACCAAUGGAAUACAAAACAAUUUCCAACCAUUAACACAAACAUUAAACUCCAAUCCGCUAAACGAUAAUGAUGAGCAUGUAGAAGAUGAACAGAAAAUUGAAAGCAUCAGAGCACCGAGCAACGCUGAUAGUGACAAGAGUAAAGAAUCGGAAGUGAAAGACGAUCGGAACGUGGAAAAAAAGAUCACAUCACCUGAUAUUGCGUGCAUUAUGCAAAAAAGAAUUAAUGCAAAACAGAGUUCAGUGAAAAAUGUUAUCAAAACAGAUAAAAAUGUUAAUGAUUUGUCAGCAACAUCAGAGCGACAAUUUAUAAACAAAACAAUGGUUUCUACCAAUACAACUUCGAUGACAAUGAAUAGUAUGCAAAAUUCAACGAUGAAUAAUCAAACAAAUCCACCAUCUUAUGGUUAUUACUACGGUGGAUAUCUACAAAACAUAAACCACAUCGAUUUUACUACAAAUUCAUAUGAACAUACAUACAACGAUUAUGAACAUAUUAAUUAUAAUUUACCUUCCUAUGACAAACCAGAGAAUUUUUAUUCAGAUUCAGAUAAAUAUUAUCCUGUCUCUGUUGAUUCUUACCCGUCAAGUCAAUUUCACCAAGGACGAAUUCCCGAAUACCUGCCUAGCAAUUAUAAAAGAUUCUUGUAUACAUCAGAUAAUUCACCACCAUUUACCAACAGUGAUUUUAGACCUUUGGUGUAGGGAUAUUGUACUGUAUUCACUGCGUAAUCAUGUAAGACAUGUUUAUGACAAAAAUAAUAAAUAAAUAUUUUUUAUUUGCAAAUUAUUAAAAUAAUUUUCAUGAAAUAUUUUAGAGGAUAUAA
This is a messenger RNA of Heterotrigona itama, 1421 nucleotides long. The record is from the annotation of a GenBank genome assembly. Lineage: Eukaryota; Metazoa; Arthropoda; Insecta; Hymenoptera; Apidae.